AUGGCGCGCCGACCCAUCGUUGGUGGCAACUGGAAGUGCAACCCGGAAAGCAUGGCAAAGCUGGAUGGGCUCGUGGAGAACAUGAAUGCCUGCGACGCGAGCAAGUGCGACAUCUAUGUGUGCCCAUCUCCUCUCCAUGUUGCUUACGUCUGUUCCAAGGUCAAGGCUGGCAUCAACGUCUGCCCCCAGAAUUGCAAUUUCAAGGGCUGCGGCGCUUACACCGGGGAAGUGGCUGUGGAGCAGAUGAAGGACUUGAAGAUCGAGUGGGUCCUGAUCGGGCACUCCGAGCGACGUGAGUACUUCCAGGAGUCGAACGAUCUGCUGGCAGAGAAGAUGAAGUUGAUCCUGGACUCCGGGAUGAAGUGCGUCUACGCCAUUGGCGAGAAGCUGCCGGAGCGUGAGAAGGGCCUGGAGUCCACGAUGGCUGUCUGCAUCGAACAGCUCGAGAAGGUCAAGGGCCUACUUGACCCGGCGAAGGUCGUCAUUGCUUACGAGCCUGUCUGGGCCAUUGGCACCGGCGUGACCGCGACGGCCGCACAGGCCCAGGAGACGCACGCGGAGAUCCGCAAGUGGAUUGCAAAGAACGUUAGCGAGGAGUGCGCGGCCGGCAUCCGCAUCCAGUAUGGCGGCUCGGCCAAUGCCAAGAAUGCUCCGGAGCUGUCCGCCUGCCCGGACAUCGACGGAUUCCUAGUCGGCGGCGCAUCCUUGAAGCCAGAGUUCAAGGACAUCGUCGAUGCCAUCAGCACCGCCAAGUCCGGCUGA
This is a messenger RNA of Symbiodinium sp. CCMP2456, 762 nucleotides long. The record is from the annotation of a GenBank genome assembly. Lineage: Eukaryota; Dinophyceae; Suessiales; Symbiodiniaceae.